AAUCUUUCCAUUUCCAUACAUGAAGUUCCCCCUUUUUUUUUUCCCUGGAUUUUAUGAAGCUAAAAGGGGGUCUUGCAGGUUCAUUAUCCGGGUGUUUUGUUGAUUAUCAUCAAAUAGAUGAUGCAGAACGCAAUUUCAGCUUGUGUAGUUGCGAAUUCGAGGGAACUUGGGAACCAGGCAACUCUAUCUGCUGAUCAGUUAGGAUUCGACUCUUUCAGCCGAAGGGCAAACUUCACACAUCUACCAUGUGCACUUUGCACAAAACAGGCGGUGGGAGUUGUACAGUUUUUAGCGGUACGCAGGAGCAAAUUAAAGCCAAGGACUUUAGCUUCUGCUCUUCCCAAUAGAGACGGUGAACCGAAAGCCAGUUUUUUGCAUUCUUCUGCUGAUGGCCAACCCCUUUUAGCCUUGGGAAAUAACAAGAGUUGUAAGGAUGCGGAUGCAGAAGAAGACCCCUCCGCUCGAUAUUCAAGAUCAGACUUUUCUGUGAAUGCUAAUCAUAUGGUAAACCGGGGCGAGCUUCUUGACAAGCUGAAGGCUGUUCAUUUGCAUGUAUUAGCAUCAGAACAAUGGAAUGCUUCUCAAAUCAAACUAUGUCACAGAAACUACUUGGUGAGCGCAACAAACUUAAUACAUUAUCUGGCAUUAAAAUGCCUUGACAUUGAGCAGGUCAAAGAAGAUUUUUCUUCUAUUGGUCUUUUAAGUUGGGAGAUCAUCGAUUCAUGCGUUAUGGCCAGUCUCAGUGCAGGCAUUCAGCUUUUGGAGGAGUUGAGUCCCAACUCUCUAAACGCCAGAGAGAAUAUUUCAGGAAAUUGUACUGAGAAAAGGCUAGAGAAUCAAAGGAAUGAGAAGUUCGCAGUACAUUUAAUGAGGAAGAAGGCAUACUCCAACAGGGAGUUGUUGAUGGGCCCACUUCAAGAUGGAAAAACUAGUCAUGUUAUGGUAACAGUUGGAAAAGAAGCUACUGAGAAUGAAAUGCUUAUAACUGAUCUUAUAGAUACUGGAGCCUCCAUUAUUAGGAUCAAUUGCGCACAUGGAGAUCCAAGUGUUUGGAGUGAAAUAAUUAGAAGAGUGAAAAGAAGCUCUCAAAUGCUGGAGAAACCGUGUCAAAUCCUCAUGGAUUUAGGUGGCCCAAAGCUCCGAACAGCUGGCCUAAAGCCCGGUCCUCAUGUUAUGAAAAUAUCUCCAGAGAGAAAUGCUUCUGGAAAUGUGAUCUUCCCAGCUCAAGUGUGGCUGUCUCACAAAGGAGCAGGGCCUCCUCCAAACCAUGUAUCUCCUGAUGCAGUUGUCGUCCUAAGUAACCCAGAUUUCCUUUGUGACACUGAGGUAGGUGAUACUGUAAGAUUCAAAGAUGCUAGAAGGACAAAAAGGAUUCUCAAGAUUGUAGGAAAGUUUCAUGUUUUUGGUGGUAUUGGAUUUAUUGCUGAGUGUAGCAGGACUUCUUACAUUGAGUCGGGGACACAAUUGUAUAUCAAGGGAAAGAAAGGCAGGUUCCGUUUUGCACACGCUGUUGAUGUCCCUGCAGUAGAGCCAUCUAUUAGAUUGAGAGUUGGAGACUCACUAGUCAUAUCACGAGAUAGCUCAUGCAGUCGGAUUGACUUGCCUGAAGCCAUAAGAGGUACUCAUAGGAUAACUUGUUCUUCCGGUCUUCUUUUUGAUUCAGUGAAGCCAGGAGAACCCAUUGCUUUUGAUGAUGGAAAAAUAUGGGGAAUAAUCCAAGGUACUAGUAUUUCGGAGAUUAUUGUAUCAAUAACCCAUGCAAAUCCUAGGGGCACUAAACUUCGACCAGAGAAAUCCAUCAACAUCCCAGAGAGCAAUAUUCAGUUUCAAGGCCUCACUUCCAAGGACCUUAUGGAUCUUGAAUUUGUUUCUACUCAUGCUGAUAUGGUAGGGUUUUCAUUUGUUCGAGAUGUUAAUGAUAUCACUAUGCUUUGCCUAGAACUGGAGAAGCGAAAACUUUGGAACUUAGGAAUUAUCUUAAAGAUUGAGACAAGAAGUGGUUUUGAAAAUUUGCCUCAAAUGCUACUGGAGGCAAUGAAAUUACCAAAUCCGCUGGGGGUUAUGAUUGCGAGGGGAGAUCUUGCUGUGGAGUGUGGAUGGGAAAGGAUUGCUGCUAUACAGGAGGUAAUUUUGUCUAUUUGCUCUGCUGCCCAUGUACCUGUCAUUUGGGCUACUCAAGUUCUAGAGUCAUUUGUCAAGUCUGGUGUGCCUAGUAGAGCUGAGAUUACUGAUGUGGCCAAUGGGAGAAGGGCAAGUUGCAUUAUGUUGAACAAAGGGAAACAUCUCGUCGAAGCUGUUUCUUUUUUAGAUUCCAUCUUGCGCAAUUACUCCACAAAGAUGAGAGCACAGGCAAAGCUGAAGCCUCUUCCCCUGACCGGGCGACCAUUUUAGUGUAAACCUAUUUGCUCUUUGUAGAUAAUUUUCACCAUCUAGGUAGAGACUUUUCAAUAAUAAUUGGUCUGUACACGUUCUUUGCUCGUGGAAAUCAUCAUCUUAAAUCCUACAUAUUCAUGGACGAAACAUUGCAAGUUUUAGGCAUCUUUCAUCGUAAAAAAAAAAGGGUUUCGUUGUUUGUUGAUGUCUUUUUUUUUUUUUUGGUAGAAAGUUCUUUGUUGAUGUCAAAAUCAUUAGAACAGCGGUCGGGUUAUUAAUGGUAAUCAGGUUAUCAAGCAAGCUGACUUCAGGAGUGGCGGUACCACUAGGCUAGCGCUCAUAUGAAAUAGUCUUUCUUUAAAGGGAGUUAAAAAGCUUUACGCAUAAUUUGUACAUUUACAAGAACGGGCGAAUGAUGUAUUAGAGGAUUUGAAAUGUAAGUGCUGCUUUCAGACAAUAGCCGCACACAACACAGAGACGGAUCGGUUAACCCACCGUUCAAGUCAGUUUUUGAGUUUUUGAGUUUUUUACGGUAUGUUUUUAGCCACAAGGUGGUCGA
Morus notabilis is the source of this 2932-nucleotide messenger RNA. Its product is annotated as plastidial pyruvate kinase 4, chloroplastic. Bases 118 to 2391 code for a protein of 757 amino acids. Lineage: Eukaryota; Viridiplantae; Streptophyta; Magnoliopsida; Rosales; Moraceae. The record is from RefSeq and is a predicted model, not a curated record. Gene Ontology annotation, molecular function: pyruvate kinase activity; potassium ion binding; magnesium ion binding. Gene Ontology annotation, biological process: glycolytic process. The transcript has 5 exons. Gene Ontology annotation, cellular component: cytoplasm.